UGCGUGCGUGGGUGUUUCACCUUGACGGGUGACACUGCUGCAGUACCGCGCGCCACCGAGCAAGAAGAGAAGAGGGGAGGAAAUGCGCUCGUGGGGGUGGAGUGAGGGAUGUGUUGUUUCCUCCUCACGCAGCACAGCUCUCUUUCAGUCGGCAUCCUGCAGCCUCACCAUGGCUGUCAACAUCCCCGGCGUGGCCGUCAUGAUGUUCUUCUACCUGCUGGUGCUCGGCAUCGGGAUCUGGGCUUCCUUCAAGUCCAAACGGGAGGCCAAGAAGGGCACGGGGGAUAAAACGGAGAUGGCUCUGCUGGGGAACCGGGGCAUCAACCUGGUUGUCGGCAUCUUCACCAUGACAGCUACGUGGGUCGGAGGAGGCUUCAUCGUGGGCACAGCUGAGGCCGUCUAUAACCCCUCGAUGGGACUCAUCUGGGCCGUGAUGCCCGUCGCUGCCACCAUGUGCUUCGUCAUAGGUGAGCCUUCAUUGUCCUGUUGCAGUGUGAGGAGGAAACCAGUGGCCCCGUGUCCGCGAGGCUGUGGAGCUCAUUAG
Molecule: messenger RNA, 544 nt
Organism: Notothenia coriiceps (black rockcod)
Lineage: Eukaryota; Metazoa; Chordata; Actinopteri; Perciformes; Nototheniidae
Product: high-affinity choline transporter 1-like
Exons: 2
Coding region: 83-544 (153 amino acids)
Biological process (GO): choline transport; transmembrane transport; acetylcholine biosynthetic process
Cellular component (GO): plasma membrane
Molecular function (GO): choline:sodium symporter activity
Source: RefSeq, a predicted model, not a curated record